Pestalotiopsis fici W106-1 is the source of this 651-nucleotide messenger RNA. RefSeq lists its product as uncharacterized. Lineage: Eukaryota; Fungi; Ascomycota; Sordariomycetes; Amphisphaeriales; Sporocadaceae. The transcript has a single exon. The coding region runs from base 1 to 651 and encodes 216 amino acids. The record is from RefSeq and is a predicted model, not a curated record.
AUGACACGCAGCUCAGCUAGAAAGGCAGCUGCCACUUCUUCUUCCUCUUCCACAAACCAGACCCUUGAUCAAUAUCUCGCAUCUCAACCGUCCAUCUACAUUGUGGCAGAGAACCUCCAUCCUCGCGAUCUCUCACGGACCAAGGGCGAGGAAGGCUAUCGAGUGCUGAGCGUCUUCUCCACCCUCGACGUGGCCAACGAAUACGCGAAAAAGUACGCACAUGGACUCAAGAAAUGGGACUCGUCACCAAAGGGCGCCACCUGGGCUGAGCGCGACUUGGAUGUGACCCAGGACCAAGAGUCCAUCAAGCAAGCCGUUGACGACAGCGACGGCACUCACGAGUACGUCGUUACCUGGGCCCAUUUUACCACGGUCAAGGUGGCGCGGUGGCAAAUCAAGGACUCUGCGCCCGCGGUCAACAGCGACACUGACUUUUUUGAUCGUGUCGAUUUUGUCGUCGACGCUGGAGCGGCGGAUAGUGUCUAUGGAGAGAGCGACGGCGAUAAAGAAGAUGACUUGCCUAGCGACGAGGGCGAAGACGAUGAAGAGGAUGAGGAUAUCCAGGAGCUCAAGGAUGAGCUCAAGGGGCUUAAUGUGGACAGGCAGAAGGCAGUCGGUGAGCUAGUCGGCGCAGACUACCGUGGACGUUAG